Suncus etruscus (white-toothed pygmy shrew) is the source of this 1126-nucleotide messenger RNA. RefSeq names its product sulfotransferase family 2A member 1 (gene SULT2A1). Gene Ontology annotation, molecular function: sulfotransferase activity. Gene Ontology annotation, cellular component: cytoplasm. The record is from RefSeq and is a predicted model, not a curated record. Lineage: Eukaryota; Metazoa; Chordata; Mammalia; Eulipotyphla; Soricidae. The transcript is spliced from 6 exons. Bases 24 to 920 code for a protein of 298 amino acids. Gene Ontology annotation, biological process: sulfation.
UUCUGUGUGAACAGCCUCCAACCAUGGAACGUAAGAUCCUCCGCAGAGAUGAAGUCAGAAAGUUUGACAAGAACGUCAAGAUUCAUGAUGUAUUAUUCAUGGGUGUUACUCUCACACCUGUUUUCCUGACAGAAGAGUGGCAUAAUUUUGAGUUUGCUGAAGAAGAUGUCUUGUUGGUGACCUAUCCUAAAUCAGGAACACACUGGAUGAUGGAAAUUCUUUCUCUGAUUCACUGCAGAGGCGAUCCUAAGUGGGUUCAAUCUGAGUUCAUCUGGAACCGGGCACCCUGGAUAGAGGUGGAUGAAUGUUUUAACCAUUUAAAGAAGAAUAAAUGCUCCCCUUUCAUUUCUUCCCACCUUCCAAUCCAGUUCAUGCCUGAGUCAUUCUUCAAGUCCAAAGUGAAGGUGAUCUACGUCAUUAGAAAUCCCAAAGAUAUUAUUGUGUCUGGCUACUUGUUCUGGAAGGGUGUAAGCUAUGCUCAGAAAGCAGAAUCAUUGGAUCAAUUUUACGAUUGGUUCAUGGAAGGAAGUGUGCCCUAUGGGUCAUGGUUUGACCAUGUCCACGGCUGGCUAUCCAUGAGAGAGCAUGACAACUUCCUGUUGCUGAGCUAUGAAGAACUGAAAAGGGACCUGAGAAACACUGUGAAGAAGAUAAGCCAAUUUCUGGGUGUGGAAUUAGGACUGGAAGCCAUAGACUUGGUCCUCAACAACUGUUCCUUCCAGGUUAUGAAAAAUAAUAAUAUGUCCAACUAUUCCUCCAUUGACGAAAGCAUUGUAAAUAAAAAAGAAUCUCCCAUAUUCAGAAAAGGUGUUACUGGAGACUGGAAAAAUCACCUCACGGUGGCCCAAGCAGAAACCUUUGAUAAACUAUACCGGGAGAAGAUGAAAGAUCUUCCUUCAGAGCUGUUCCCAUGGGACUAACAUCCAAUAAUGUUCAGGAAAUCAUGCAGGUGUGGGUCACUUUUGUGCUUUUGCACCAGUGUAUGCCUACGUGUAUGUGAGAUUGUUUAAAAUCUUCUAUCUUAUCUUGGAGCCAUUAUCAAUCAACUCUUUGCAGUUUUGAGAACGUAGUCAACACUGAUCUGUGUCCUACUCAUUGAUUUUACUGCCAAACCAGCUUUGGAAAU